CAGAUCUUGCCUACUGCAGACAGCGACAUGGCGAAUGAGAGCUUUAGCGAAGCUCUGCACAAACUGAAGGAGAUCCAUGACAAGGAGGUGCUAGGAAUGCAGGAAAAUCUUACAGAGAUGACAAUGGAGAGAUGCCGUGACUCUCAGAGGCUGGAGGAGCUGUUCUCUAAGAACCACUUACUGCGAGAACAGCACAAAGUCCUCAAUGAAAAUAUUAAAGUGCUUGAGAACAGGUUGAGAGCCGGACUGUGUGACAGGUGCACCGUGACCCAAGAAAUGGCCAAGAAGAAGCAGCAAGAAUAUGAGAACUAUCACUUCCACAAUCUGCAGCAGAUUUCCUCUCUCACCAAUCAAAUUAAUGUGUUAAAAGAAGAAAACAAGUGUUUGCUCGAGGAACUGAGGAGAAUCAGGCGUUUGGAUGAGAAGAACAGAUCUAGAAGCCAUAGCCCCGAAAGUAAUGCUACGUCAGAGGCACCGCACUCAGAGUUUACUACUGCCAACCCCAAAAACAACCCAGAACAGAACAGAAUGCAGACAAGUAAAGAUGAUGAGGUUUCUGAUCACCAUGCUUCAGAAGAAACAUAUCCCACUGUCCUAACAUUGUCACCAGUGGUGAAGAACGUCCAGAUGAGCAACAAUGACACUCGGCAAGUGGACUUGACUAUGUCCGGGGUGCAGAAGGUGCUUCUGACCACUCCUAACCAACAGAGGAUCUCCAACCAGCUUCAUGGAACCAUCGCUGUAAUGAGACAGGGAGCUAACUGCGGACAGAGUGCAACAUCAUCACCCAUCCACAAACAUAGCUCCGCCAAUGAUGUACAUCCUAAGGAAAGCCGUACAGAUUUGCCUGAACCACCGUCCCCCUUUGAGUCUCUGAAACAUGUCAUCCCCGAGGAACAACUGAAUCUUCUGCGGCAACACUUUGCACAAAAGCGCCUUCCACAGCGCAAUCCAGGAGUGCCCAGCGAUGGGCCAGUUCGCUAUGUGUUGGCCAAGAAUCAUGAGGCGGCAUUGGAGAGGAAGCGUUCGGAUGAUGACUGGGAGGAUAAAGCUGCAAUGGCAGAGUUACAGGGUGCUAUGUUAUACGUCAGGGAGCAAAGAUACAAAAACAGAAUGAACCUAACCAACCAAAGAGACAAGAUUCAUUAUGUAAUAGCCAAGCAGAACCAAGAACUCAGGUCACCCAGUUCGCCUUUGGAGGUGCCAAAAUACCUAACGAGGGAAACCCCCGAGGAGAAGGAGCUGUCUCUGAUACAAGUCUUGAGGACACAUUGGAAGAACAAUAGACAUCUAGAUAGCCAGGAAGAAGAGAAGGAUUGGUCACAUGAAGAGACAAGGUGUGCAGAGCCGGAGAAGCGGAACCAUUUUGAAGAAGAUGCCACCCCAGAUAAGCCACUUGACCUGUCUGAUGCCAAGAGAGGGCAUCACAGCACUCAUAGUGACAUCAAGAGAGAACCAAAGAGCCAUUAUGAAACACAUAUGACAAAUCCAGCUUCCAGAAUGAACGAAUCACCUCCAAACAGGGCAUUGUUUUCUGAUCAGGUACAUGUAGUCCGUACAGAAGGUCCCAUGUUGGUGGCUAAGAGAGAACACGAGAGACAUACAGAGAAGGACAUACUACAUAUGGCGAUGGAACACGCUGUAGGCACAGAGAUGACCAGAGAGUCGAUUUCCAUCAUCAAAAGACCAGGAAAGGGGAACAAGAGACAUCGGGGAUCAGAAGCAGAUGAGGAGGAGGAAAGACAAGCAACAGAUGGGAAUUCACCACAUCGAAACAUGGAUGAAGAGUUAGAUACAACCAAUAGUGAGGGGGAGAUAGAAAGAUCCCAGCAUUCCCAGGCAGAGAUGUCCAGAGACAAUUAUGCCAGUGAAAGGAAUCACAGCCGGUGGAAGAAGAGGCUGUCUCAAGCCUCCAAGAAAUGUCUGAGAAAGAAGAAGAAGGUUCUGGACCACCCAGCAGAGAGUGACAUCUCCCAAGAGGACAAGGUUGCCAGCAAAGACCUCGAGCGAGAGAGACUGGCAUGAAUGAUGGGGUUACGUUCAAUCUAGAGAUGUGUAUAUAUGAAGACCCUGAGAGCUCCACGAGAUACAGCACUUCUACACAUAUGGCUUAUCACGCCACCUUACACAGUCCCUCC
Molecule: messenger RNA, 2138 nt
Organism: Nanorana parkeri
Lineage: Eukaryota; Metazoa; Chordata; Amphibia; Anura; Dicroglossidae
Gene: RBBP8NL
Product: RBBP8 N-terminal like
Exons: 13
Coding region: 28-2025 (665 amino acids)
Biological process (GO): DNA double-strand break processing involved in repair via single-strand annealing; double-strand break repair via homologous recombination
Cellular component (GO): site of double-strand break
Molecular function (GO): Y-form DNA binding; single-stranded DNA binding; flap-structured DNA binding
Source: RefSeq, a predicted model, not a curated record